GGGGGAGGAAUAUUGCUUAUGGUUCAAAAAUAAGGAGCAGCUAUGUCCUUCUCUCAGUUUGGAUAUCCCUACAGCACCACUUCGCAGUUUUUUGUGUCUGCCAGCCCCAGUACGACUUGUUGUGAAACUGCCUCCAGAGCCGUGUCGGAUGUUUCCUCGGGAUCUGCCCAAGCGGCUACUAUCUGCUGUCCCUCUUACGAAAACAGGCUGCUGGCCAGCACCCGGACGGAACUCAAUGCAGCUCUGGGGAUGUACAGCUCUCCCUAUUCAGCAGCCGCAGCCAGCCAGGGUUAUGCCAACUACCUUCCUUACGGCACAGACCCAUCAACUCUCUACACCACACUGAACCCUCAGUAUGAAAUUAAGGAUGGCACCAGCAGUUUGCACUCGGGAUUCGCACAGCCUGCUGCUUUCUACCCCUACGAUCAUUCCUUAGGGCAGUACCAGUACGACAGGUAUGGGACAGUGGAUUUCAGUGGCUCAGCCAGGCGCAAAAAUGCAACUCGCGAGACAACCAGCACCCUUAAGACCUGGCUGUACGAACACAGAAAAAACCCUUAUCCCACCAAAGGGGAGAAAAUCAUGCUGGCCAUCAUCACCAAAAUGACUCUGACUCAAGUGUCCACUUGGUUUGCUAACGCCAGACGGAGGCUCAAGAAGGAAAACAAAAUGACCUGGUCUCCCAAGAACAAAGCAGGAGAAGAGAGAAAAGAUGAAAACAAGAGGGAGGAAGAGGAAUAUGGCACCGAAAAUGAAGGCAAAGCAGGUCAAAAAAGCUUCAAGGAAGAAAAGGAAUUGAGACUGAGCGACCUGGACGAUUUAGACGAGGAGGAAGAAGACAAGCUAGAGAACGACCGAAAGAGUGCACACCUGGCGGCUUCCAGUGCCAGCUCUUCUUUGGCGGAGUCUGAGAAAAGGGACUGCAGCGUGACCCCACCCAGCAAUUUUCACCCUCUCCCCUGUAACAAAGCCAUGCCGGUGGCAGGAGGAGACUUUUUAGAGACCGUGGGGCAAAAGGCAGCCAGUGGGGCGGGCACCGUUAGUCAAGGGCAGCAAUACGAACCCACAGACAAGCCCAGAAUCUGGUCGUUAGCUCACACCGCAGGGGCCAAUGUUAUAGUUGGCCCCACACACUCCGAACCAAGGACAGCGAGCCCUGGCUGUUUGCUCGGCCGGGGAAGGCGCUCUGUGUCUGGACACUGCCCCGAGGCCAGACCCCUGGCCAGUCUCAGAGCUCCGCCCAUUGCGGACAGCGCGUUCGAAGAACUGCCCCAGGCCACCAAGAUUUUUAGAAACUCCACCUUCAACCUGCAGUCUAUCCAACUAAGCUGUGCUUCCUAUCCCGUCCUGGGGGAGACGUGCCAGUAUUCUUCAGGAGCUGAAGGGUUUGGGAGAAAUGUGAAACCCAGCCAAGGAGCCAUAGAUCUCAGUGAAGGUUGUGUAGUGCAGCAUAAAGAUAAACUGAGAACAGCUUUUAGGCCAGUGCUGAAGAGGUGAGGGAAAUUUCUCCCAGGACCAACAACUAUUCUACAGGUUAGUCCAGCACCUUUGUGAGAAUCCCGAAGAUGGGUCUGAUCAUCAAGGCUCUUGGCUUGAAAAAUCCUCCGCCAACAGUGAGGAGCCCUGCUCCUUGAAAGCAUUAAAUAUGACUCUAGCGUCCCUUCUUUUAUGGAGGAGCGGUCAUAACAUAUGCACAACUUGUUUUUCAAAAAUGGAUGAGACUAAAAACCCCGCUCGGAAAGAAAGCGGGGGAACUUGAAUAAAUUAUAGACUUUG
Molecule: messenger RNA, 1776 nt
Organism: Malaclemys terrapin pileata
Lineage: Eukaryota; Metazoa; Chordata; Testudines; Emydidae
Gene: IRX6
Product: iroquois homeobox 6
Exons: 8
Coding region: 43-1497 (484 amino acids)
Biological process (GO): neuron differentiation; regulation of transcription by RNA polymerase II; cell development
Cellular component (GO): nucleus
Molecular function (GO): DNA-binding transcription factor activity, RNA polymerase II-specific; RNA polymerase II cis-regulatory region sequence-specific DNA binding
Source: RefSeq, a predicted model, not a curated record